Messenger RNA from Cylicocyclus nassatus, 1707 nucleotides. Lineage: Eukaryota; Metazoa; Nematoda; Chromadorea; Rhabditida; Strongylidae. The record is from the annotation of a GenBank genome assembly.
AUGCAGAUCACAUCUUUUUCUAUCGCUCUUAUCCUCACCCUUACGACUCCUUUAGAGGCUGAUUCAGUGACUUCAAUUCUUACCAACAACAGUAGGACCAACUACAACCCUAGCUCAAGUGGAGCGAUCGCAAACCGAUCGUUAUUAAUGGAAGACAUACCAUUGAUACGGCUCACCCGCGAUUUGCUUGCCAAGGAUAGGUAUGACACUCGAGUGCGACCGAUUAUCGACCAUACAAAGACGUUGAAGGUCCAUAUCAGCAUCUCUUUAUAUCAGAUUAUUGAAGUGGAUGAACCUUCGCAGAAUAUCAAGUUGAAUGUAUGGAUGAUCCAAAAAUGGAAGGACGAAUACUUAACAUGGGAUCCACGUGAUUAUGGCAUGAUCAACUCAACGAUUAUUCCGUACAAAUAUUUAUGGAUUCCGGACACUUAUCUGUAUAACAGCGUGAAGAUGAGCCGCGAUGAAACCGAACGGUACAUGAAUAUCCAGGUGGAGUCGAAUCACUGGAAGGGCGAAAACGGUUCACAGAUGUCUUUCCUUUACCCGGCUAUAUACACCAUCACAUGCAGACUAAACAUCAGAUUCUUCCCAUAUGAUCGACAGAACUGCACCUUGACUAUAUCAAGUUGGACCAAUUCGAAGUCAGCUUUAGACUACUAUGCCGAUCCAGAAGUGAAUCUUGCCUCCUUCAUACCUAACGAGGAAUGGGAUGUCAAGUCUUUCAAAAUCUUUCGACAUGAGUACAAAUACGCCUGCUGUGCGGAACCAUGGGUGAUUCUCCAAGCAUCACUUGUAAUCCAAAGGAAGCCCUUGUACUACAUUGUAAAUCUGAUCAUCCCUACAUCUAUAAUUACCAUCGUUUCUAUCACUGGAUUCUUCACACCAGCUUCGACUGACGACGAUAGAACGGAGAAAAUUAACUUAGGAAUCACUACAUUACUGGCGAUGUCCAUCUUAAUGUUGAUGGUAUCCGAUCAGAUGCCUACAACAAGCGAGUUCGUCCCAUUGAUAGCAUGGUUUUAUCUCUCCAUCAUUAUCAUUGUAUCCAUUGGAACCUUCCUCACCAGCGUGGUCUUAUCCGUUCAAAGUCGACGGCAGUAUGGGCGAAAUCCGCCUCUCUAUGUGCGCUACUAUUUCUUCGUUAUAAUACCUUCUUUCCUGUACGUCAGCGUUCCGCCAGCACUUGAGAAACUAUGGUCUGAACUGAAUGACGAUCCACUGAAUGUUUGGAGGAGAAAGAAGGCCAACACUUUGGAGAAGACAGCAUCUCUGUACAAGGAGCGAUAUCCAAAAUCGCCACUGCUUGAACGGCAAUCUACCUUGCGGGUACCCAAAGUAGGCUUGGAUAGAUUCAAUUCAAUCCAAAUGAUCGACGUCUCAGUGCCGCCAUCGCCAGCCGCAUCUAAGCUUUCUAGGACACCGUCCGGAAUACAGUCACAAAGGCCUACAUUGUGGGAUGGUGCCAUGAGUGCUCUUGCAGGUACAAAUACCCAGCUCCGACGUACAUCGGCAGCAUUUUCGCGGGAGGUAGAUGCGAUGCGAAGAAAGCGGCAGUGCUCCUUAGAAUGGGAAUUUCUAGCAACUGUUCUUGAUAGGUUUCUUCUGCUGCUGUUCAUUGCAGCCGUUAUUUUGAUCACAAUGGGGAUGGUGGUGGUCGGGAAAAUGGCUCAGUUUAGUUACGACAAUCCUGAUGCGACAUUCUUUUGA